GGCUUUAAUGCUUUAUGAACAAAGUCCCUUCAGUUGCCUUGGGUCACAUGAUUUCCAGCAGUUGUCUGGUCAUUAUGAUUCUGUGUAGUAUCGGUGUGGUGGGUCAUUAUGUGUUCAAUGAGGAAUGGGACUGUUGUUGUCUGCGCCUUGGAACCUUGCUAUUCCUCAGCUGUACCCUACACUCAUUUUCUUUUGAUUUUUAUGGGGCUAUUCUACGCUCGUUGAAUGCAUGAAAGGUUGGUGUUCUUUCACCAUCCUCUCGACCUCUCCUAAACCCCACUACAAUUAUGGCUUGGCGCAUUCAGAAAAUUAAUUAUGCCCACUUGUCUUUUGAUGGCACCCAUGUUUUCAUACUUGCAAACAAAAUCUAGUUAAGCUGUUACGUCUCGAUUCAAUGUAUGUCUGUUACGUUUUUAUAAAGUAUGCCCGUUUAAUAUAUUUUUUAUUCGUUUUCAGUAUAUACUAAGCUCCUUGCUAUAGAAAAAAAAUGUAAAAUUCCUUUUUGAAAAAAGAAAAAUAUAAAACUAGCCUGUCGGUCUUGUAGAGCAUUUGAGCGAUGACUUCGAGUUGCUCUCUUGAUGAUAUCAACGUUGGGAAUCAAUGAAAGCUUGUCUUUUAUGUUGGAUCUGAGUAUCAGACAUGUAAAAUCCUGACAUCGAAACAAUUUGGAGUUAUUUGCGAGGUGUGAGUCCUUGUGAUCAACAAGUUAGCUCUCGUAGUACAAUACAAAUCUAGUUAAGAUAGGAGAGAGGAUUUUUGCUAGCCACCUGUGCUCUGUGAUCUUUCCCACUAGUAGCCACAACUGCAAUACACAGUGUUCUAUAUAAAUCUAACUCAUUGUUCCCCAGAGAGUACCAAGUGCUUAAAAUGUUUUAUUCAAGUAUAGAUCUUUACAGAAGAAUGUUCAACCAUUCAUUAAAAUAUCUUCUGUUGUCUACAUAACAGAUUUAAGUGUCGGACUGUGUUUAAUUAUGAAGAGAAGUGCGACUCAAGUGAAACGUCUGAAAUGGAGUUGAGCUAAACUUGAAACUAUCUUUUGUGAACAUUUGAUUUGAACGAGUUGUACCUGAGUAAAUAGGCUUCCAUGAAUAAUUCGUAGUGUAUUUGUACUGUCUGCAAUUGUUGCAUAGCGAAGGUCUUCUCUCAAAUGGCUUGACACAAUCCCAAUACCAUCCUUGAAUAAUUGAUUACUCAAGGCCCUAUCAUGUGCCUUAAACAUGUUGUACUUGUGUAUAUAUAACCGGUAUGACUACAAUCCACCCAUAACCAAAGAAAAACAAGCUCAACAAAAAUGCCGCCCAUCCAAGACAAGCAUAGCUCUCAGGAGCUGCUCCAGGCUCAAGUUAACCUUUGGCACCAUGCACUGGGAUUCGUCAAGUCCAUGGCACUCAAAUGUGCAAUGGAACUGCAAAUCCCUAACACCAUCCAACACCAUGGUGGGCUUAUGACCCCGUCAGAGUUGGCCACAAAGAUCGGCCUCCAUCCGUCUAAGCUUCCCCGCUUACGGCGACUCAUGCGUGUGCUCACCAUAUCAGGCAUCUUUGCUGUUCAUGAGGCAGCCUCGCCAGGCAAGGAGGUUGUUUACGGGCUUACCCCAACCACACGCCUACUCGUCGGUGAUGAAGUUAAAUCAAACUUAUUUCCUAUUCUAUCUUUGAUGCUUGAUUCAACUGUCAUUGCCCCCUUUUUGGGCAUGCACUCAUGGUUCCUAGAUGAGCAUUCCACGUCCCUGUUCAAAAAGGCCCACAGCCUUAACUUUUGGGAGAUGGCUGAGCAGGAUGAUACUUACAACCAGAUACUCAAUAAUGCAAUGGUUUCUGAUAGUAACUUUCUCACGGACAUCAUCUUAAGGGAGUGUGGUGAUGUAUUUCUUGGCAUAAACUCUCUUAUUGAUGUUGGUGGAGGCCACGGUGGAGCUGCCAGGGCAAUUGUGAAUGCAUUCCCGCAAAUGAAAUGCACCGUGUUGGAUCUCCCUCAUGUUAUUGCAGAAGCUCCUAGUGAUGUCCAUGUGUCGUUUAUUUCUGGCGAUAUGUUUAAGUACAUUCCGCCAGCAAAUGCUCUUUUCCUAAAGUGGGUUUUUCAUGAUUGGGGUGAUGAAGACUGUGUCAAGUUAUUGAAAAAUUGCAAGGAAGCUAUUCCUCCCAGAGAUGCUGGUGGAAAGGUGAUAAUCGUAGAUAUGGUGGUUGGAUCUGGGCUAAAUGAGAUUGUAACAAGAGAGACACAUGUUUUAUAUGAUCUAUUUAUCAUGUGCGUUGAGGGGAUUGAGCGAGAGGAAUUUGAGUGGAAAAGGAUAUUCAUGGAAGCUGGAUUCGGCGACUACAAGAUUAUAUCAGUGCUGGGAGUUAGAUCUGUUAUUGAGCUCUACCCUUGAACACUCAAUUAAAAAUUACAUGGUAAUCAGUGUUGUAUGUUCAUAAACGGGCAUCAACAGCAUGUGUGCUCUCUUGUUGCACGCGUUGGCCUAGUAUGGUGAAAAAUGUACUACCUUAUUAUAUUUUUGUGAUAUGUAACCGCUGUGAUCAAUGAAUUUGUCCCGGUAGUGUUUA
This is a messenger RNA of Triticum dicoccoides, 2546 nucleotides long. RefSeq names its product 5-pentadecatrienyl resorcinol O-methyltransferase-like. Gene Ontology annotation, molecular function: protein dimerization activity; O-methyltransferase activity. NCBI's taxonomy places the organism in Eukaryota, Viridiplantae, Streptophyta, Magnoliopsida, Poales, Poaceae. The transcript has 2 exons. Bases 1292 to 2371 code for a protein of 359 amino acids. The record is from RefSeq and is a predicted model, not a curated record.